UGUUUGAAGAUCGGUGCGUUUGGCGUUUGGUGGUUUGGUGAUGUUUGCCUGAUAGAACGUCGAUAACUUGCGUGAAAUUUGUACCUGCUGGGUGGCCGAACUCUAACGCAGUUGUCAGAGCGGUGAUAUCACGUCCACGUCGGCGAUGAGCGCGGCGGAGCCGGGGCCUUCGGGCUCUUCCCAGCAGCAGACAGAGCCUCAGGAGGACAUCGCGAUGGACCAACAAAUGGAAGUGGAUGACACCGGGAGGAGUGUGAUGGCCUCGGGCACGGCGGGAAGUGUCUCGGCCUUUUUGCACCCGCUAGUGAUCAUGAACAUCUCUGAACAUUGGACCAGAAUACGGGCUCAGGAGGGCAAGGCACAACAAGUUAUUGGUGCAUUGAUAGGAAAGCAGAAAGGCCGCAACAUCGAAGUUAUGAAUUCGUUUGAAUUACAAUUUUCAACAAUAGCUGGUGAUAUAAUUAUUGACAGGGACUAUUACGGUAUCAAGGAAGAGCAAUUCAAACAAGUUUUUAGUGAUAAUGACUUUUUGGGAUGGUAUACUACUGGUGAAGGCCCAGAUGAUUCAGACAUUAAGGUUCACAAACAAAUCUGUGAAAUCAAUGAGAGCCCUGUAUUUUUGAAGCUUAAUCCCCUUUCACGGCAGUCAGAUCUUCCAGUUACCCUAUUUGAGUCAGUCAUUGACUUAGUGGCAGGAGAAGCAACAAUGCUGUUUGUGCAACUUCCGUACACUUUGGCUACUGAGGAAGCUGAAAGAAUUGGUGUUGACCAUGUAGCCAGAAUGUCUAGCAGCGAUACUGGAGAAAGUUCUUUGGUCGCUGAACAUUUGUCCGCUCAACAUAGUGCUAUCAAAAUGUUACACUCGAGAGUCCGUUUGGUACUGCAGUAUGUAAAAGCAGUUGAAUCUGGUCAAUUACCAGUUAACCAUGAAAUUCUGCGGGAAGCAUUUUCUCUCAGUAAUCGUUUACCUGUUUUACAAAGUCCUAAGUUCAAGGGAGAUUUUUAUAAUCAAUGUAAUGAUGUUGCUCUCAUGACAUAUCUUGGAGCACUCACUAAAUGCUGCAAUGAUAUUAACCAGUAUGUCAACAAAUUUAACGUAAUGUAUGAUCGAGCAGGCCUUGGUCGACGCAUGCGUGGCUUAUUUUUCCCUUAACAAACGGCUUUCAGUGAAGUUUAGACCAUCUGUUUCUCUUUUCUUAAUUUUUUGGUCUGCAAUUAAUAAGGUUCACAGUUGAACUGUACUGCAUAAGUUUGAUCCCUCACAAAUUUUACUUCACAGACAACCUGCUGUGAUUGUUUUCUCCCAUUUUUCUAGUUAUUCCAAUUUUUGUUAUUGUAAAGAUUGAGGGUUGAGGAUGUAUACUAUAUUUUAUCCUUUUAUUGUGAUGCUGUUUGGGCAGUGCUGUCAUAUUUAUUUUUGAACUUAGGUCAUGCUGAUUUGUACCUAAUGUACAGUUUAUCACAUUCAGGAUUAGGUUGUUUUUAUAAAAUAAUAAUAAUAUGCCCUAAAGAACAUCUGUAAUAAUUGUGAAUAAAUGUCGUAUUGUAGAAAAUUA
Messenger RNA from Frankliniella occidentalis (western flower thrips), 1556 nucleotides. It is a transcript of the gene CSN6, whose product is annotated as COP9 signalosome complex subunit 6. Gene Ontology annotation, cellular component: COP9 signalosome. Gene Ontology annotation, molecular function: protein binding; metallopeptidase activity. The record is from RefSeq and is a predicted model, not a curated record. Gene Ontology annotation, biological process: protein deneddylation. NCBI's taxonomy places the organism in Eukaryota, Metazoa, Arthropoda, Insecta, Thysanoptera, Thripidae.